Molecule: messenger RNA, 2422 nt
Organism: Macrosteles quadrilineatus (aster leafhopper)
Lineage: Eukaryota; Metazoa; Arthropoda; Insecta; Hemiptera; Cicadellidae
Product: tetratricopeptide repeat protein 39C-like
Exons: 14
Coding region: 155-2020 (621 amino acids)
Biological process (GO): cilium assembly
Molecular function (GO): protein binding
Source: RefSeq, a predicted model, not a curated record
UGCAUGUAAUGGGCUUUGACAAUCGUUGUUUCCGUCCUCGCCUCAUUGAUUCAGACUAUUUAAAGAAUAUAAUGAUAUUAUUCAAGUUGCCGGUAUUUCGACUAUUGAGUGUUCAAAAAUAUUAUUAGAUUACAAUGCCAUUCCACUAAACAAUAUGGAGGAAGAAGAAUUUGAAGAUGCAAGUAGUGAAGAGCCAGAGUGGGUGUUGGCGAGAAGAGGAAUACAACUUGUGUUGAACAACCAGUACGAAGAGGCGCAGAAGCUGUUUGCUAAUCGUAAAGACUCAAUACAACUAGCUGCCGGCCAUUGUUUUGUUGUGUUUAUGAACGCCUUGAUGUCUUUCGAGGAAGAUAUGCUCACAGAAGCUACAAAUACCUUGAGAGACCUAGAGAAAAAAUGUGCUCAAGAUAUUGGCUGGCUGAAGUCCAUGAAGAACAAGGUGUUUGGAGCGAUGAAGGACAAGAAUGAAGGGGAAAGACUAGAAGAGCAGGUCGUGUUGGCUGACACACAGGUGUGCCUAGCGCUGCUGACAUUUCUACAGCACGACGUGACGGGGUGUGUAAGAGGAGGGUGGGUGCUGCGGAAAGCGUGGAAGGUUUACCAACACACGUAUAAUCAGAUCCUAGCAUUAUACAGACAGACCUUUGGGGAUGAAAAACCUGUACCAGGUUCAGACUUCCCGCCCUGGCGUGUUGUGACGGGCAGCCCAAGCCUGCUCUCGCCUCUGCCUCAGUCCCCAAGCUGUGAUUGGUCGACGCCGGGUUCCCCCACUCCACUCUCUCCCAGUACUCCAACCUCGCCCUCUGGCUAUCUCAACGGUUACCGCAACUCGUUCACAUCUCUGCUCAACUCUUUUAGUCCCACUCCACAGUGUCAUCUAGACCCAGAGGAAGUCUCCAGACUGAUGUGUGCCGUCAGUUUCGGUUACGGAGUGUUUCAACUGUGUCUGUCUCUACUGCCCGCCUCACUGCUGCGGCUUAUACAGCUGCUGGGCUUUGGAGGUGACAGGAACGUUGGGCUGGAAGCAUUGAUGUUUGCCAGGAAAGGAACCGAGAUGAGAGCUCCUUUAGCCACGUUAGCACUGCUGUGGUACCACACUAUCGUCCGUCCGUUCCUAGCUCUAGACGGCACUAACGUCCAGGCAGGGCUGGAAACUGCUGAGAUAUUAAUCACGGAAAGUCAGCCCGAGUUUUCCAACUCGGCACUCUUCAUAUUUUUUACUGGCCGGAUCCAUAGGCUUAAGAGUAACAUCCCAGCUGCUUUAGAAGCUUAUCUAUCAGCUGUUGACAAAUCUCCACAAAGAGAGGUUCAAUUGUUGUGUCUUCAUGAGGUUAGUUGGUGCUACUUGAUACAGCUGGAGUGGGGGAAAGCGUACCAGUCUUUUAUGAUGUUGAAAAGACGCUCAAGAUGGUCUAAAAUAUUUUACACAUAUUUAGCUGCUGUGUGUGCAGGAGCUAACGAACAACCUCAGGAAUCUUCGUCACUGGCAGGUGAAAUCGUAGAAUUUCUGGAUGAAAGUACGACGUCCCGGACACAACUGGAGGACUUCAUUGGUCGUCGUGCGUCCAUGCUAGCCUCUCCGUCUUCACCAGUGUCGCCCGCCUACUGUCGUCUGUUGGCGUACGAGAUGCUGUUCUUGUGGAAUGCCCUACCCAGCACACAGUACAAUUGUGUCAUUAGUAGAGAUUGUGAGACGGCCGCAGAUUGUGAGCCUAUGGUGGGUCUGCGCAGUCUGAUCCUAGGCAGUGUACAGUCGUGUCUGGGUCUGCGCACAGAGGCUGUGUCUAGCCUGCGUGCUGCUCUGUCUGCGCGUCAGCAUCUGCCCAACACCGCGCAGGACAGCCAUGUCAGCGCCUUCGCUCUGUAUGAGCUGGCUAGACUGCUGCUUCAGGAGACUUACGAGUACAAGGAAGAAGCUAAAGCCCUCUUGGAAAGAGCCCAACGUGAUUUUAAAGGGUAUGAUUUUGAAAGUCGGCUAAAUGUGAGAAUACAUGCAGCCCUUCGAGCCCUUGGUCAAUAAAGGAGCUUCCUCAGCCGUUGAGGCAUCUCUUCACUUCUUAGUUCCUGUUAGCAUUUCACUGCAGUAAGUUAUGUGUACUUAUAUAGUUGUAUUUAAAAAUAAUUUAAGUUUUUUCAAAGUUUUAUUAUAAAACCGUCCGACAUUAUGUGAUAUAUUCAAAUGCAGUUUGUUUACUGUAGUUAUGCUUAAAUCAGGGGCGAUUUGGAAAUGGAAUCUUCUCUUGGAUGAUGUUAAAUAGAUUGUUUAAAAGAAUUAUUAUAUAUUUCUAUAUGUAUAAAACUGCAAUCCUAAAAAAGUCUUGGAUUUUCCCUUGGCUUUAAUAGAUUCAGCUUGUGCUAAUGACACAGCCUUCUAUACAAUAAUACUCACAUGAUUUAGUGUUACAGGACAUAUGAUUUUAAU